AGGGAUGUUCCAGGAGAAAUCAAUAAGCCAUCACAAUGGCUUGAACUCCCAGUGCAACAGCAGAGAACCCUUCUUCCAUGGCCAAAACUAUGGAGGAAUUCAGCUUUCCUGAAGUAUCAGUGGAGCAGGACUCGCACGAGCAGUUAUCCUUCCCUCACUUCGCCUCUUCCCCUAUUUGGUUCCAGUCCUCUACUUCCUACCACAAGUUCACCGCCCUCAACCACCAUGAUCAGCGAAGGAGAAGCUUCCCAUCAAUGGAAGAUCUCCGGAUCGAGGAGGUUAAGGAUGAGGAGAGGAUGGACAUGCUGUGGGAGGACUUUAAUGAGGAGCUCCAUCAAAUUCCUCGUCUUACAAGAAAUGGAGGGAGGGAGGGGUUGGAUUGGUCAGGAAACUCAACUAAAUUGGAUGGGAAGAGGCAUGGUGCAGGGAACUUCCUCUGUUUGAAAGCAGUUCGACGCUGCAGACCUGGCCUGAUGAUAAUGUUGAAGGUGUUGAAGACACUACUAAUGAUUCAGAAGAUCAGAAAGACGAGAAGAAUGCCGGAUUAUCACAUAUAAUCAGCCUUAUAUAUGAUAUUUAAUGGUGUAUAGAUGGAUGGAUUCAGAAGGGAACAAAACUUACGGAAUGUAUUAGUUCAGGAGAAUAUGGUUAUUUCUCUAGCAUGGCAAAAAUACCGUUGUCUCCAUGUUUUUUAUUUGUGUUGGGCAUGAUUUUGAUCUUUGUACAUCUUUUUAGCUAUUUAUAAGGAAUGUGUGUGACUUGGAUCUAAAUCUAAAAUAUUAUGACGAGGUGCUCAGGCAGAGAUUACAAAACAA
Phalaenopsis equestris is the source of this 815-nucleotide messenger RNA. RefSeq lists its product as uncharacterized. Lineage: Eukaryota; Viridiplantae; Streptophyta; Magnoliopsida; Asparagales; Orchidaceae. Bases 78 to 557 code for a protein of 159 amino acids. The record is from RefSeq and is a predicted model, not a curated record. The transcript has a single exon.